AUGGGCAACCGCAGCGCGGCGGACGCGGGCGGGCUGGCGGGACGCGCGCCCGGGCUGGGGCCCGGGGGCGCGGCGGCGCUGGCGGGGGGCGUGCUGCUCAUCGGCGCCGUGCUGGCGGGGAACUCGCUGGUGUGCGCCAGUGUGGCGGUCGAGCGCGCCUUGCAGACGCCCACCAACUACUUCAUCGUGAGCCUGGCGGCCGCCGACCUGCUGCUCGCCCUGCUGGUGCUGCCGCUCUUCGUGUAUUCCGAGGUGCAGGGCGGCGCGUGGCUGUUGAGCCCCCGGUUGUGCGACGUACUCAUGGCCAUGGACGUCAUGCUGUGCACCGCCUCCAUCUUCAACCUAUGUGCCAUCAGCGUGGACAGGUUCGUGGCCGUGGCCUUGCCGCUGCAUUAUAACAGCCAGGGCGGAGCCCGGCGCCCGCUGGUGCUCAUCGGCGCCACGUGGCUGCUGUCGGCCGCGGUGGCCGCGCCGGUGCUGUGCGGCCUCAACGACGUGCGCGGCCGCGACCCUGCCGUGUGCCGUCUGGAGGACAGCGACUACGUGGUCUAUUCGUCCGUGUGCUCCUUCUUCUUGCCCUGCCCGCUCAUGCUGCUGCUCUAUUGGGCCACGUUCCGGGGCCUGCGUCGCUGGGAGGAGGCCCGGCGCGCCAAGCUGCACGGCCGCACGCCCCGCCGGCCCAGCGGCCCCGGCCCGCCCGCGUCCAGCCUCCCCGAGGGCCCCUGCUGCCCCGACUGCGCGCCCCCCGACGGCGGCGCCGCGGCCCCAGCCCCCGAGCCGCCGCCCCCGCCGCAGACGCGCGGGAGGAGGCGCGCCAAGAUCCCCGGCCGCGAGCGCAAAGCCAUGAGAGUCCUGCCGGUGGUGGUCGGGGCCUUCCUGGUGUGUUGGACGCCCUUCUUCGUGGUGCACAUCACGCGAGCGCUGUGUCCUGCCUGCCCCGUGCCCCCGCGGCUGGUCAGUGCCGUCACCUGGCUGGGUUACGUCAACAGCGCCCUCAACCCGCUCAUCUACACCGUCUUCAACGCCGAGUUUCGGGGCGUCUUUCGCCGGGCGCUGCGCCCCUGCUGCUGA
Molecule: messenger RNA, 1071 nt
Organism: Ochotona curzoniae (black-lipped pika)
Lineage: Eukaryota; Metazoa; Chordata; Mammalia; Lagomorpha; Ochotonidae
Gene: DRD4
Product: dopamine receptor D4
Exons: 4
Coding region: 1-1071 (356 amino acids)
Biological process (GO): adenylate cyclase-activating adrenergic receptor signaling pathway; adenylate cyclase-inhibiting dopamine receptor signaling pathway
Cellular component (GO): plasma membrane
Molecular function (GO): dopamine neurotransmitter receptor activity, coupled via Gi/Go; G protein-coupled receptor activity
Source: RefSeq, a predicted model, not a curated record